This is a messenger RNA of Artibeus jamaicensis (Jamaican fruit-eating bat), 7668 nucleotides long. RefSeq names its product pecanex 1 (gene PCNX1). Gene Ontology annotation, cellular component: membrane. Lineage: Eukaryota; Metazoa; Chordata; Mammalia; Chiroptera; Phyllostomidae. Bases 428 to 7450 code for a protein of 2340 amino acids. The transcript has 36 exons. The record is from RefSeq and is a predicted model, not a curated record.
AAGAGGAGGAGCUGAAGGGGGCGCGGCUUGCUGCCCGUCCCUCCCGGGCGCUGGGCCUCAUUCUCCGCCGGGCCCGGGGCUGGCGGCCGGCUGGGGGUCGCAGCGGCAGCGGCGGCGACGCUGGCGGGCCGCGCGUGGCGGGGCCUGGCUCCGGCUCUGAGUGUCAGGGGACAAGAUGGCGGCGGCGCUCCGGAGGCCGGUCUCCUCCUCCUCUUCUUCGCUCUCCUCCGCCCCACCGCUCGCCGCCUCCUCCUCGCUCGCUGCCUCCUCCUCCCGCUGCAGCAGCCCUAGCGACCGCCGAGGCGCCGGCCUGCUGUGCCGGAGCUCCGGAGGAGGAUAGACGGGGCAGCCGCGGGCUCCGGUGACCGAGGCAGAGCUGGGGCCGGGGCGGGGGCGACGGCGGCGGCGGCGGAGGCGCCGGGGAGGGAUGGGGUCGCAGACGUUGCAGAUCCUCCGGCAGGGGGUGUGGGCCGCGCUCAGCGGGGGCUGGUACUACGACCCGCACCAGGCCACCUUCGUGAACGCGCUGCACCUCUACCUGUGGCUUUUUCUGCUCGGCCUGCCCUUCACCCUCUACAUGGCCCUUCCUUCUUCCAUGAUUAUAGUUGCAGUUUAUUGUCCUGUGAUAGCCGCUGUUUUCAUUGUUCUGAAGAUGGUCAACUAUCGACUCCACAGAGCACUUGAUGCUGGAGAAGUUGUAGACAGGAACACAAAGGAGUUCACAGAUCAGCGAGCCAAAGCUGAGCAAGGCAACUGUUCAACUAGGAGAAAGGACAGCAAUGGACCGAGCGAUCCUGGUGGAGGGAUUGAAAUGUCUGAGUUCAUUCGAGAGGCCACGCCGCCAGUGGGGUGCAGUUCGAGAAAUUCUUAUGCUGGCCUGGAUCCAAGUAACCAGAUUGGAUCUGGCUCCUCUCGUCUUGGAACAGCAGCUACUAUUAAAGGAGAUACAGACACUGCUAAGACUUCUGACGAUAUCAGUUUAAGUCUGGGCCAGAGCUCUAGUCUUUGUAAGGAAGGAAGUGAAGAACAAGAUUUGGCAACUGAUCGGAAGCUCUUCCGUCUGGUCUCCAAUGAUUCCUUCAUCUCCAUUCAGCCUUCCUUAUCCUCCUGUGGACAGGACUUGCCAAGAGAUUGCAGCGACAAAGUGAGCCUGCCAAGUCACAGCCACCACCACCAUGUUGAUCAGUCUCUGUCCAGUGCCUGUGACACAGAAGUAGCUUCUCUCGUCCCUUUACAUUCACACUCGUAUAGGAAAGAUCACCGGCCACGAGGUGUGCCACGGACCUCUAGCUCUGCUGUGGCUUUUCCAGAUACUUCACUGAAUGACUUCCCUCUGUACCAGCAAAGACGUGGGCUAGAUCCAGUUAGUGAGUUAGAAUCUUCCAAACCUCAUUCUGGAUCCAAAGAAUCCUUGGUGGAAAAUUCUCGUUUAUCUGGGGAAUUUCAGCUUGUUGGUGAGCUGAAAAACAGUCGUUCUCAGCCACCUACCAAAAGUGGGAAGAGCAAACCUUUGAAAGCGGACAAAAGCAUGGACAGCUUGAGGAGCCUGAGCACGCGGAGCAGUGGGUCCACAGAGAGCUACUGCAGUGGGACGGACCGGGACACCAACAGUACCGUCAGCAGCUAUAAAAGUGAGCAGACCAGCUCAACGCACAUAGAGAGCAUCCUGUCGGAGCAUGAGGAGUCUCCCAAAGUAGGAAAGAAAAGUGGUAGGAAAAAAGAGUGCUGUGCCGACCCAGAGGACCAGAGUAGCUGUACCAGUGACAGAAGGACUAGUAGUGAAAAGACUGUCUUGGAAGUGAGUACAAAUAGUGGGGUUCAGGAGGCCAAGGAGUCUAAUACUUCUGAUGAUAUGCACAAUCAGAGAGGUCUCAGCACCUCUGCAUCUGAAGAAGCCAAUAAAAACCCCCAUGCAAAUGAGUUUACUUCGCUGGGGGACAAACCACUUGGGAAAGCUGCUGAAAGCAAAGAGGAGCAGAGUAAUAAGUCCGCUGUUUCAGUGGACUCAAAAGUUGGGAAAGAUGGUGGAAAGCAAAAGGAAGGAGAUGUACGACCUAAAUCCUCUAGCCUAAUCCACCGGACAGCCUCUGCCCAUAAGUCAGGCAGGAGACGGACAGGAAAAAAACGAGCCAGCAGUUUUGAUUCAAGUCGGCAUAGGGACUAUGUUUCCUUUCGAGGUGUUUCUGGUACCAAGCCCCACAGUGCUAUAUUCUGUCAUGACGAGGACUCCAGUGACCAAAGUGACUUGAGCAGAGCAUCCAGUGUUCAGUCUGCUCACCAGUUCAGCAGUGAUAGCUCUUCUAGCACCACCUCUCAUUCGUGCCAGUCUCCCGAGGGCAGGUACACUGCUCUGAAGACCAAACAUGUCCCUAAAGAAAAGGGCAGUGACUCUGAGCACACACACAAAGCUCAUUUGGGUCCUGAAGGAACUGGCAAAAAGCGGACGGCACGUCGGACUUCCAGCACAAAUAGUGCCAAGACCCGGGCCCGAGUGCUGAGCCUGGACAGUGGCACAGUGGCAUGUUUGAAUGACUCCACGAGACUCAUGGCACCUGAAAGCAUAAAACCCUUAACCACUUCAAAAUCAGACCUCGAGGCCAAAGAGGGAGAGGUGCUAGAUGAGCUGUCUUUGUUGGGACGGGCUUCCCAGUUAGAGACAGUCACUCGAUCUAGGAAUAGCUUGCCAAGCCAGGUUGCAUUUCCUGAAGGUGAAGAGCAAGAUGCAGUCAGUGGAGCAGCACAGGCCAGCGAGGAGACGGUGGCAUUUCGCCGUGAACGCAGCACUUUUAGGCGCCAGGCAGUGCGGCGCCGGCACAAUGCAGGGAGUAACCCUAUCCCUCCCACCUUGCUCAUCGGAUCGCCCCUAAGCCUUCAAGAUGGGCAGCAAGGCCAGCAGUCCACAGCCCAGGUCAAAGGCCAGUCCCGCCCCCCUUCCCAGGCUGCAGUGCUCAGUGCUAGUGCCUCCUUGCUGGUGAGAAAUGGGAGUGUCCACUUAGAAGCAUCACAUGACAAUGCAUCUGCUGUAGGCGGCAGCAGUUUGCACGAUGAACUUGGUAAGUUCUCUUCUACGCUUUAUGAGACUGGUGGUUGUGAUAUGUCACUUGUGAAUUUUGAACCAGCAGCAAGAAGAGCAUCCAAUAUCUGUGACACGGAUUCUCAUGUAUCCAGUUCUACCUCAGUUCGAUUUUAUCCACAUGAUGUGCUCUCUCUCCCACAGAUUCGGUUAAACAGACUAUUGACCAUCGAUACAGAUUUGUUGGAGCAACAGGACAUUGAUCUAAGCCCAGACCUGGCAGCUACUUAUGGCCCAACAGAAGAAGCUGCCCAAAAGGUUAAACACUACUAUCGUUUUUGGAUCCUGCCCCAGCUGUGGAUCAGCAUCAACUUUGACAGACUCACACUUUUGGCCCUGUUUGAUAGAAACCGUGAGAUCCUGGAAAAUGUGUUAGCUGUCAUCCUGGCUAUUCUAGUGGCAUUUUUGGGAUCUAUUCUUCUCAUACAAGGCUUCUUCAGAGAUAUCUGGGUCUUCCAGUUCUGCCUGGUGAUAGCCAGCUGUCAAUACUCACUGCUUAAGAGUGUUCAACCAGAUUCUUCUUCCCCCAGACAUGGUCAUAAUCGUAUCAUUGCCUACAGUAGACCAGUUUAUUUCUGUUUAUGCUGUGGUCUUAUUUGGCUCUUGGAUUAUGGAAGCAGAAACCUCACUACGACCAAGUUCAAAUUAUAUGGAGUCACUUUCACUAAUCCACUGGUGCUUGUAUCAGCCAGAGAUUUAGUUAUAGUGUUUACACUCUGUUUUCCAAUCGUAUUUUUCGUUGGUCUCCUGCCUCAGGUGAAUACAUUUGUCAUGUACCUUUGUGAACAAUUGGAUAUUCAUAUCUUUGGUGGUAAUGCCACCACGAGCCUGCUGGCAGCUCUCUACAGUUUUGUCUGCAGCGUAGUGGCAGUGGCCUUGCUGUAUGGGUUGUGUUAUGGCGCUUUGAAGGAUUCAUGGGAUGGCCAGCACAUUCCAGUACUUUUCUCCGUCUUUUGUGGCUUGUUAGUGGCAGUAUCCUAUCAUCUCAGCCGACAAAGCAGUGAUCCAUCUGUACUUUUCUCUUUGAUGCAAUCUAAGAUUUUUCCAAAAACAGAAGAGAAAAAUCCAGAAGACCCUCUGUCUGAAGUAAAAGAUCCACUGCCUGAAAAACUUAGAAAUUCUGUUAGUGAACGUUUGCAGUCUGAUCUAGUAGUGUGCAUUGUGAUCGGUGUGCUGUACUUUGCUGUUCACGUGAGCACAGUGUUCACAGUGCUGCAGCCUGCUCUCAAGUAUGUGUUGUAUGCACUGGUCGGCUUGGUCGGCUUUGUCACCCACUAUGUGCUGCCGCAAGUCAGGAAGCAGCUGCCGUGGCACUGUUUCUCCCACCCUCUGCUGAAGACGGCGGAGUAUAGUCAGUAUGAAGUUCGAAAUGCAGCCACUGUGAUGUGGUUCGAGAAACUUCAUGUGUGGCUUCUUUUUAUGGAGAAGAAUGUCAUCUACCCAUUGAUUGUGCUCAAUGAGCUUAGUAGCAGUGCAGAGACAAUUGCUAGUCCAAAAAAGCUGGAUACAGAAUUAGGCGCUUUAAUGAUCACCAUUGCUGGUCUGAAGUUGCUGCGAUCCUCUUUCAGCAGUCCUACAUAUCAGUAUGUCACAGUCGUCUUCACUGUGCUCUUUUUUAAAAUUGACUAUGAAGCAUUUUCAGAAACCAUGCUGUUGGAUCUCUUCUUCAUGUCCAUACUCUUCAACAAGCUUUGGGAACUCCUUUAUAAAUUGCAGUUUGUGUACACUUACAUUGCCCCAUGGCAAAUCACGUGGGGUUCUGCCUUCCACGCUUUCGCUCAGCCCUUUGCAGUGCCCCAUUCGGCCAUGUUGUUUGUUCAGGCCGCUGUGUCGGCCUUCUUUUCCGCCCCACUGAACCCCUUCCUGGGCAGUGCAAUAUUCAUCACGUCCUACGUGCGGCCCGUGAAGUUCUGGGAGAGAGACUACAACACAAAACGAGUGGAUCAUUCAAAUACCAGAUUGGCUUCCCAGCUUGAUAGAAAUCCAGGAUCAGACGACAACAAUCUGAAUUCCAUCUUCUAUGAACAUUUAACCAGAUCCCUACAACACAGUCUCUGUGGUGAUCUGCUCCUAGGACGGUGGGGAAACUACAGUACAGGGGACUGUUUCAUUCUCGCCUCUGACUACCUCAAUGCGUUAGUGCACCUUAUAGAGAUCGGCAAUGGGCUGGUCACUUUCCAGCUGCGGGGACUCGAAUUCAGAGGUACUUACUGCCAGCAGAGGGAAGUGGAGGCUAUAACUGAAGGUGUUGAAGAAGAUGAAGGGUUUUGCUGUUGUGAGCCUGGCCACGUUCCUCACGUGCUCUCCUUCAAUGCUGCGUUUGGCCAGCGCUGGCUCGCCUGGGAAGUCGUGGUCACCAAGUACGUUCUGGAGGGCUACAGCAUCACCGACAACAGUGCCGCCUCCAUGCUUCAAGUCUUUGAUCUUCGGAAAGUGCUCACCACUUACUACGUCAAGGGCAUCAUCUACUAUGUCACAACCUCUUCAAAGCUGGAGGAGUGGCUGGCUAAUGAGACAAUGCAGGAGGGACUGCGCUUGUGUGCAGAUCGAAAUUACGUGGAUGUGGACCCGACAUUUAACCCAAACAUCGACGAAGACUAUGACCACCGACUAGCAGGCAUAUCCAGAGAGAGUUUCUGUGUGAUUUACCUCAACUGGAUAGAGUACUGCUCUUCCCGAAGAGCAAAGCCGCUGGAUGUGGACAAAGAUUCUUCCCUGGUGACUCUGUGUUACGGGCUGUGUGUUCUGGGACGGAGAGCCCUGGGGACUGCGUCCCACCACAUGUCCAGUAACUUGGAGUCCUUCCUCUAUGGAUUGCAUGCCCUGUUCAAGGGCGACUUUCGUAUUUCUUCAAUUCGAGAUGAGUGGAUCUUUGCCGACAUGGAGUUACUAAGAAAAGUGGUAGUCCCUGGGGUCCGGAUGUCCAUUAAACUUCAUCAGGAUCAUUUCACUUCUCCAGAUGAGUACGAUGACCCUACUGUGCUCUAUGAAGCCAUUGUAUCUCAUGAAAAAAACCUCGUGAUCGCUCACGAAGGGGACCCCGCAUGGCGGAGCGCAGUGCUGGCCAACUCCCCCUCCUUGCUGGCCCUGCGGCACGUCAUGGAUGACGGCACCAACGAGUACAAGAUCAUCAUGCUCAACAGGCGCUACCUGAGCUUCAGGGUCAUUAAAGUGAAUAAGGAGUGCGUCCGCGGGCUUUGGGCCGGGCAACAGCAGGAGCUCGUGUUCCUGCGAAACCGUAACCCUGAGAGAGGCAGCAUCCAGAACGCAAAGCAAGCUCUGAGAAACAUGGUAAACUCGUCUUGUGAUCAGCCUAUCGGCUACCCGAUCUUCGUUUCGCCACUGACCACUUCUUACUCUGACAGCCACGAGCAGCUUAAAGAAAUUCUUGGGGGACCCAUCAGUUUGGGAAAUAUCAGAAACUUCAUAGUGUCAACCUGGCACAGGUUGCGGAAAGGUUGCGGAGCUGGAUGUAACAGCGGUGGCAAUAUUGAAGAUUCUGAUACUGGGGGUGGGACUUCUUGCACCAGUAACAAUGCAACAGUUGCCAGCGAUCCCCACAGCACCGUGUCCCCAGGAAGCACAGGCAACUCAGGCCAGGGGCCCGGAGCAGGACUGCACCCGCCCGUCACGUCUUACCCUCCAGCACUCGGCACCAGCCACAGCUCUCACUCUGUGCAGUCGAGCCUGGUCAGGCAGUCCCCGGCUCGGGCCUCAGUCGCCAGCCAGUCUUCCUACUGCUACGGCAGCCGGCACUCCUCCCUCCGGAUGUCCACCACGGGGUUCGUGCCCUGUCGGCGCUCUUCCACCAGUCAGAUAUCGCUCCGAAACCUGCCGUCCUCCAUCCAGUCCCGCCUGUCCAUGGUGAACCAGCUGGAGCCCUCCGGUCAGGGUGGCACGGCCUGCCUGCAGCACGGCCUGCCUUCCUCCAGCAGCUCCAGCCAAAGCAUCCCAGCCUGCAAACACCACACCCUCGUGGGCUUUCUUGGGACAGACGGGGGCCAGAGCAGUACCUCCGAUGCGCCACCAGGCAACACCUUAAGUCCUGCCAAUAAUUCACAUGCCAAAAAGGGGGAGGUGAUUUACAGAGUCCAAAUUGUGGAUCCCAGUCAAAUUCUGGACGGGAUCAACCUGUCCAAAAGAAAAGAGCUGCAGUGGCCCGAUGAGGGCGUCCGGUUGAAAGCCGGGAGAAACAGCUGGAAGGACUGGAGUCCGCAGGAGGGAAUGGAAGGCCACGUGAUUCACCGAUGGGUGCCUUGCAGCAGGGAUCCAGGCACUAGAUCCCACAUCGACAAGACAGUGCUCCUGGUCCAGAUUGAGGAUAAAUACGUGACUGUGAUUGAAACUGGGGUCCUAGAGCUUGGGGCUGAAGUGUGAGCCCAUGCUUUACAACUGCACUUCUUUCCCCUCUUGAUCCCAAGACACUGGAAAAAGAGAGGAGAGAGCAGAAGAUGCUUGCGGGUGUCCUUUCGAUCCUGCGAAGGGGAGACUUGAACGCAGAACGGGCCUGGUUACUCACCUCUCCUUUGCCCUUCGCCCUGGCUCCUGUCACUGUCUUCGUCCCCAAAUAAAGCUGAAAUAUUUUUUUUAAGUUA